This is a messenger RNA of Amblyraja radiata (thorny skate), 6109 nucleotides long. RefSeq names its product taperin (gene tprn). The coding region runs from base 92 to 2869 and encodes 925 amino acids. Gene Ontology annotation, molecular function: phosphatase binding. The transcript is spliced from 4 exons. Lineage: Eukaryota; Metazoa; Chordata; Chondrichthyes; Rajiformes; Rajidae. The record is from RefSeq and is a predicted model, not a curated record.
CGGGACGUUGGAGGAGAGGAGCCGGAGGACCGGGGCCGGGCGGGAGAGGAGAGUCGAGUCGGCAACGCUGAGGGAGGCAGGUCGGGCGGGCAUGUCGCUGAGUGAACAGAGGCCGCUGCCCCGCGCCCUGGAGCCGGGCCCAGAGGCGCAGGCGAUGGGGAGGAUGCCGGCCUGGAAGCGGGAGAUCCUGGAGCGGCGCAAGGCCAAGCAGGCGAGCCCGGGCUGGGAGCGAGCUCGGGCCGGGAGCGCCCCUCACGGUGGCGGCUGGACACAAGGCCCGAGCCGGGAGCUGGGUGAGGAGGAGGUGGAUGGCGGCGCCGUGCUGCUGGAGAACAUCGCUCCCGUUCAGGAGAACCUGUUCAUUAAGCGGGAGCGGUGGCAGCGGCGGCGGGAGGAGCGGGAGCCGGCGGGUCUGGGUCUGGGAUCGGGCCCCGGCCGCUCCGUGCCGCAGCUCCUGGAGCUCUACAGCCAAAUCCCGGGGGUGCGCACCAUCCGCGCCGACAACAUCAUCAUCAUCGAGUCCGACCCCGAUUACUUCUCCGAGGUCGGCCUGAGGCACGACGACUCGUCCCGGCUGAACGAGGCCGGCGUGGCCGAGAUCCGAGCCGCAGAGGUGUUCGUGUACGAGGCGCCACUGAGCCGCAGCGAGGAGAACCUGAGCACGCUGGGCACGGAGGGCUCUGGACACCUGCACGGCAAGGUCAGCCGCCUGCUAGAGAAGUUCGACCAAAACUACGUGAAGCCAGCCCGGUCGCGGAGCACGGAGAAUCUGCUGGACGGCAUCUCCGCCAAGGAACGACAGAGCAAGCCACUCUUGUUGCCAAAACCUCUGGUCCUUACAAAGCACAACCCAGGGCCAGUACGGCCCGACCCCCACUCCACAGCCUGGGGCUCCUCGCACUCGGAGCUUGCACGAUCACCUGACCCGGACAGCGCGGCUCCCUCUCAUCCCAAAUCAUCUCCGCUCUUCUCCCCCACCAGGUAUUCCGCACCACUGUCUCCUGGGCGGAUGCCUUCUCUUUCCCAUGUUGCCUUAAAGGAUCAGGAUACCAGCAUUUCUGAAGAUCGGUCGUACUCGGUGUCUUCCUAUCGUAAGCAGUUUGAAGGUAUGCAUGCCGAUGGGUGGCAGAAGCAGUCGCUGGUUAGGAAAGUUCCGUCACACAAGAGCAACCAGAACACGUUGAAAGAUUGCGCCGAUAAGGAGAAUAAGGUCAUGGAGAAUGGUCACCCUGAGGUUGAUUUUGUGGGAAAUGAUGUACACUUAGUGAAGGAGGGCGAACAUCAGGCUAAUGCAAGUCACGUUGCGAAUGGCGAGGUGUCUCCUCUUCAAACAUCCAGCAUGGAGGUUUCUAAAGGAGCUGAUAAAUGGAGGCCAAAAUAUGAAGUGGAUGCAAGAAAAUCUCUCAAAUCAUGCCCUGACGCACCCCCACCCACUGUAUCUGAUGGUUACUAUGUCCCUUCAUCUGUGAAUCCCAGUGCCAUUCCCUUGGGGAAAGUGAAGCAGAAUCAUAAGGUGGAAGGUUCAGCCAAAGUCACUCCAAACCAAUGUAAUGGCGUGUCUGCUUCCACUAGUCUCAAUAACUCCUUUGAGAUCAUUCCUGCCACUCCACCAGAUUUUGCAUCCAUUCCAGAAGAUGAUAUCCAGGCAAGAGCAUUAGCAAAUCUUAAAAAUCAAUCCAAGAACUCAUUUGUUGUGAUUCCAAAGAAAAGAGCAGAAGCCUCUGUGACAUACCUUGAUGUUUGUAAUUCUUGGGAAACGAGCAAUAAAUCUGAUGAAGAGCCAAAUCCUGACAUUAGUGCUUCCAUUCCCACUGAGAUUCAAACAGACAUAAUUUCAGCUAUUUCACAGGAAAUAAGUAGCCCAUCUGACUGUGAUCAGGGAAAAGAAGAAAUGCUAUCUGAUGCAGAAUCUUCUCCCUCACACGCAGAUUUUGAUAUGGAUAACUUUAAUAAGCCUACAUCCAUGGGUAGCUAUAGCAUUGCUUCCAGGCACACAUCAUUUUCACCUGGGGAAGAAACUUCGAGCAUAUUGCCUACAGAGUUGCCAGAGGCAGAGCAGAAUGACGAAACUAGUGUGACAUUAAUUAGAAAAGGUGAUCUCCCUGUUACUAAUAUAGAUGAUAUUUUGGACACUGAAGAAAUUCUUAAACAGCCAGCCAUAGCAAAACCAACAGUAAAAAAAGACAAACCUUCCGACAAAUCUUUUGGUGAACCACAACACCUCUUUAUGCAACGGAAGAGUGGGAAUACAUUUACUGUUGUUCCUCAAAGAAAACCAGCAAACACUGGCCAAGAGGCUCCUGUUGAUACAAAUGGAACUGCUGAGCAGCUAGUUGAAGAUCUUGAUCCGGCAUUUGUUAAACUGGAGGUGUUAUUAAAGAAGCGCUAUCCAGCUGCCGAAGAUAUCCAGGUGAUAGGAGGGUAUCUGUCAUUGGAGAGGUCUUGUCUGUCCAAGAAUGGCUCCACCAGGAAGAAGAUGAAGAUUUCGUUCAAUGAUUCUAGUCUGCACACGACAUUCGAGUACCCAUCUGAGAGCUCGCUAAUUCAAGAGGAUGAUUCUGACGGGAGUGAGGACGAUGAGGAGGAGCGACCCUUGACCACCUUCUUCCCGCGUCCCAGCUACACCAGCUCCCCUACGUCCACCAGCAGCCCCAUGCACUCCAACACCGUCACCUCAGCCCUGUCGAGUUACACGCCUAAACACACGAUGCCCUUCGACACGUGGCAGGAACAGAAGCUGAAUGAACCCUUUUCCAGUCGAGACAGCUCGAUGCAGGGUGGAGAAUCCACGACAGAGGACAACAUGCUCACACCAACAGACAACAGCCGCCAUUCAGACUACAGCAGUGAACCAGCGCUGUACUUCUGAUCUGAAGCAGGUGGAUCUCGGGAUGGUAACAGUGCUUCUUUAGGGACUAAUGUGCCAAGAGUUGUUCGGAUGGUACAUGCAGGCUACGUGCCAUCUGAGGUGUGGCCAGGACUCCUUCCAGAAACUCACCUGUCUCCUUGUAGCUAUGCAGGUCACACUGCAUGUCCCAGGACCAAGGGUAAUCUUGAAAGAACUUCAGUUUGUUCCUGACAUUCCUUUGAGUUUCUGCUGCGCCUCCAGGAGUCGUCUCCAGAUUACAGGUGGCACACUGCUGCAUUUAUGUGGCAGCCUUGAAGCACAGAGACCUCUUACCCCCUGCACCCAAUUUGCUACUUUUGCACUUGCUCUCUAAGGGCUCUGACCUGAUUCUAAAUCAUUCCUGGAUAGGCGGGACCACCAAGGUGAAGCUCUUUCUGGAAGAUGCUGACUACUUUACAGCGGAGACUUUACUUUCACCCUGUGUUUUGUGGCUUUGACCACAUUUGUCUUUGAGUAUUGGGACCCUGGUUCCUGUUUCUAGCAUUGACGAUUGCAGUUGCAUUUCACAUUGCAACAUUAUGUAUAUAAUGUAUUUCUCUAGUUUGUAAUUUGCAUUGUGCCACUGAUGGGUAUAACUCUUUCCAUUUUCAAUGCUCAUUUCCUGUGUCUUAAAUGAUGUAAUGAACCAUCCCGGCACCUUGGCAUCUGACCACCUCCUGGUGAGGCGUGGAGGCUGAGAACACCAAACCACUCCUUGCAUUGAAGAUGGGAUUUCUAUGGAAAGUCUUUAGUGCCAUGUAUCCACUGGGUAGUUAGGAUAGUGCGAGAGAGUUGCUCCAUGUACAAGGGCAAGAAUGGAUGCGUGCUGCUGCUGUUCUACCAGAAUGAACAUUUGUUGAUGCCUCGAACUGAAGCAUCAAAUAUUUGUGUGGUUUCAAAUGAUCAGUCUUCGGGGACAAAGCUCUUCUCUUUUUGGAUCCAUUUAGCCCUAAUACACCUGAAAAAGGUGUAGAAUGGUCCGUGCAAAUGGACCGAUGUAAAAUGCAAUAAAUAACAGCGGGAGUGUUUUAUUUGAGGCAGAAAUAAUUGAAAGACUUUCUGUAGCUCAAUGCCAUCACCUGCAUAUUUCCUGUUGUUGAUUUAGUUCCUCUUGGGUAGUCUAGGAAUGACAUUGCACUCUCAGAUCCUACAAAGAAAAUCUUCAAUCAAGCAAAAUAUGGAUCUGAAAUUGUGUUUCCUGACGGUGGAGAGGAUUAUACUUGUGUGAUGGGGAGAGGGCAGGGGACAUGCUGCUAUCGUUAUUGUCUUGGCAACUACACUGUCUUCUGAAAUGUUGCAGCGCUGAGAGCACCCAAUGCCAAUAAUUCUGAUGCAGCAGUGCCUACUGGAUUUCCUAAAAGAAAAUUAGAAAGAAAAACUAAGGAUUCGGUUUAAUCUCAGCCCAAGGAACCAGAUGGCAGCUUAAAUGUGUGUAGAAAGACAUUUAGUUUGGAUUUGGCAUUGUCUCUGAGUGGAGUGGGAAAGGUGCAAAAUUAGGUUUGUAGGCUGCAUUACUUCUGUCUCACUUUCCACUUUGAUUAGUUAGAAAACAUUGUUAAUUCAAUGCAAUUCAGGGCGAUGAACUGUGAGUGGGAAACUGCAGGAAAUUCCUUGUGACUCAAGGGAAAUUAUCUGCUGUUACAAGUGGAAGUGAAAUGUUUAGUCGAGAGACUAGAUUUUUAUAAUUUUCUGAUUAAAACUAGAUUAAAAUGUUAGAUCAGGACUUGGCAAUAGAACACGGAGUGGUCUUUGGAGUAUAGUUGGCCCUGAUGUUGUAUGGGAAUUUAAUGGCCCAUGAAAUAUCUAUCUCUUUAUUCACGCUGAAAUGUAAAGCACUGGGACAGAAUGCAACUUAUUUUCUGGGUUUAAGUCAUGCUUGGGCUGAGGUGUACGAAGAAACCUGUUAUUAGCGAUCAUUUGAAGCUAUUGUCAUGUAGUUUUUGCCUUGGUUCUUGGAGUCCAAAAGCACUUGCAUUAUUAUUCAUAAUGAUGGAUUCAUCUCCGUCAGGGUGAUAAAGGUAGUUGUUGAACACAGAGAUAAUCUGCAGUGGUCAGGGAUGGAAAUUGUUCCAGUGUUGAACCAGUGUCAUAGUUGUAUGAAAACCACUGAGAGAUGUGUGGAAUUAUUCUCUACCGACUUACACUUUACUACCAAACCAUCCACGUAAACUGAGGUCGCAGUCACUGGAUGUGUUACGUCUGCCUGGGGAUGAACGAGUGUGUGAGCUAACUGCAAGUUACUGAGUCAGCGUUCACGAGCCAGACAUGGACGAGGUCAGGCAAUUGUCGCCCAGCACCUCAUCCACCUCUGCUCUCGACACCCUUCCCUCUGAGCUUUACUCUAGUCCCAUGUUUUUGUAAUGUGAUACGAAACACACUGGAAAAUUAGAACAAAUCUGGAGAGGUAACUAAGUUAGACUAUGUUGUAAUCAUAGAUUUGUUUCGCAAAAGAUUUCUACGUAAACUAGUGUCUAUUUUAAUGUUUUUGAUGCUGACCACUUAUUUUGAAUAUAUUCUAAUUAUUUAUGAAUGGAGGUGUUUGGGGUUUAGCUAUAGUAAGGUUUAUGUGAGAACUGGGUGCAGUUCCAUAGGCACAAGGAGCUCACACCAUCUGACCACUCCCAAGAAUCUUCACCAUCUCUCUCAACACCACAUAUGACACACUCCAAAAACAUUCAAACCAACUAACAGCAUUAUUAUAGGAGGAUUUUAUAAUCGUAAUGUCGUAAGCAUAUUAUUAGUAGCUAGAACAUUUGAAAACAGUCUUCUGUGACCGUUGACAUAAAUGACCACGUUUGAUAAAAACCGUUAACAGAAGAGGGAUGAACACAAAAAGAUUCUGAAAUUGGCUGGCCCGUCAUCAUAGGUCUGAGAGCCAGGUGAAAGACAUUUUAUUCCAUGAAAUUCCAUAUGCACUGUAGAAUUUUGCACUUAGAGAUUGAACUGAUAGGAAGAACUGAAAGUUGCCACCGUCCAGUCAUAAGGCCAAAUGCAUUGUUUGUACCAACAUUCACCUGGAAUGAUAAUGCUUAGAAAACACAUUAUUUAAAGAAAAAACUCAAUUAAGGACACGUCCUCUGCAGGUUUCUUUCUUUACAGUGAUUCGCAGGGCUUAUUUUGAUAGAAAAUUUGUACUUUUUGGUUGUAGAUGUAAUAAUAUUCAUUAUGAUUUAUGAUUUUCAGAGAUGUGAUUGAUUUAAAAUAAAAAAUACACUGUCAAUA